Molecule: messenger RNA, 1058 nt
Organism: Cantharellus anzutake
Lineage: Eukaryota; Fungi; Basidiomycota; Agaricomycetes; Cantharellales; Hydnaceae
Exons: 8
Coding region: 340-879 (179 amino acids)
Molecular function (GO): serine-type peptidase activity
Source: RefSeq, a predicted model, not a curated record
CUGGCUUUCCCUCUUCUCACCAGAUGCUCUAAGCACCUUGGAGUAUAGUGAACGCUUCCCGAGCACGCAGACAUCAUGCAGGAAAGUUGAAAGGAGAGGAUAUUUACGUAAUUUUUGAGACGCACUUCAAUCUUGGGCGAGUAGCGAAACAUAUCUAAGGAACAGGUCCAGGACUAGUUCUAAACCUAAUCCAAAUACCAGUCCCUCCAAUUCCAACACCCAACCUCGCCAUACCAACACUCUUUUUCUGACCUCUGAGUCCUUCGCUUUUGAGCUGGAGGGUCGGAGCGAACGUGCGAUGCGUUGGUCUCAUCCCCGCCCUCGUUCCGUCUGUGCUAUAUGAUCUUGUUAGAAUCGGUUGUGAACCAUAGAGGCUGGUCACUGGCUGCCUAUGGCAGAGAAGAAUUAAGCGUGUCACAUAUUGUAUCACUCCGCAUUUGCACAUCGUCAGCGAUCCCUCUUGAUUUCUCAUCCACUUUGUGGCGUUCGAACUGUAUAGGAGUUGCACCUCCCUCUUGCGGGGAAGUCACUUUGCUUCCCUUCAAAGAUGUUCCUCAGAGACAUCCCACCCCAUUUUGUCGAGAAGAGCUCGAUCCGACUGCCUCGGGGAUGGACCCACCAUGGCAUUCCUCGCCUCGCACUCCCAUCACUCUCCGUUUUGGGCUCACCCAGCCUUACUUUCACCAGAUUGAAUUCGCAUUGCUUGAAAUAAGCGAUCCAUCCAGCCCCCGAUGGACUGAGCACUUGACCAAAGAAGAGGUCGAAGAGUUGAAAGCAUCGUCUUGCUCGAAUCUUUCCUUGUCUCGCACCAAUGCAUACAAGUCUAAAAGGAACGCGAAGUUCAAUCGGUAUCACCGGGUAGGUAUCAUCACAUCUUAAGUACCUCGAGCAAUAUGCAAACCUUGCUGACUUUAUUCCAUUUUCUAUCGUCCAGCACUGAAGAGUACUCUCCAUGUAGAGCUUAUCAACGGAGCAAUCCUCAGAACAUUUCCGAAGCUGGCAUCGAGGCUAAUUUGGAUGUCCAAUUCGCGGGAGGGAUAUCGAUGAGCUACCUCACC